Molecule: messenger RNA, 1571 nt
Organism: Klebsormidium nitens
Lineage: Eukaryota; Viridiplantae; Streptophyta; Klebsormidiophyceae; Klebsormidiales; Klebsormidiaceae
Source: the annotation of a GenBank genome assembly
GUUCGAUUGGCAGAUUGCAUAUGCAUAUAUGUAUGGCGUCAGCUGAAUGCAAGCUUGCCGCAACUUCCAUUGCCAACUUGAGGGAGAGACGCUGGAGCGAGCCUGGAGGGCCUUGAUCUGCGCUUUCAGUUUCCCUAUUCUCUGUUGCCGGCCUCUUUGUUAGAGUUCCUGCAGCUGGGUUGGAAGCUUUGAUUCGCAGGGCGUGGGCGCAGUAAGAUUGUAUGUAGAACUGCAGGGGCCGGGAUCUCGCCAUGUCUCGAUUUACCGAGAAGAACCCUUUCGAUGACGAGACUGAUGCGAAUCCAUUUGCGGAUCCUGCAAUCAAGUCCCAUUCUCCUGGAGCAGGAGCGUAUGGCGGCGGAGCUUACUCAGGAGGAGGCACCUUUUAUCAGGAGCCUUCAGUGGCUCCCGCAAAGCCUACUCCUCUGCCACCGGAGCGAGCUUCCGUGACGUCCUUCGCAAGCGACAGUGCAACUGUUGACAUUCCUCUUGGAGAACCAGGCUACAAGAAGAAGGAGAAGGAGCUGAAGGCCAAGGAGAAAGAGCUGCAGAAGAAGGAAGCUGAGCUGAAAAAGCGCGAGGAAGAUGCCCGCCGCGCUGGCGUCAUCAUUGACACAAAGAACUGGCCCUUCUUCUUCCCCAUUUUGCAUCAUGACAUUUCUGCUGACAUUCCUGAAGCUCAGCAAUGGACGCAAAGGCUGGCAUACUACACGUACCUUGGCUUGAUGUUGUGCUUCCUGUGGAAUACGGUCUGUGUCUCAGCAGGCUGGGCAAAGGGUGUCAUAAGUGGCGGGAGUGCCUUUGUUUGCUGGCUGGCGGCAAUCCUCUACGCCGUUGCUGGCAUCGUCCUCGCUUGGCCGCUCUGGUACAAGAGGUUGUACAACGCUAUGAGGAGGGAUCGUGCGAUGACUUUCGCAUGGUUCUUCUUGAUGUACCUGGUGCAUAUUGCUUGGUGCAUCUUUGCUGCCAUCGCUCCCCCUAUUUUCAUCAAAGGAAGCUCCCUCACCGGUUUCCUGUCCUUCAUCAAGGCUCUUGAUGCCGACACGGUUGUAGGGAUUAUGUACCUCGUUGGUUGCAUCCUGUGGGUUCUCGAGGCGUUACUUAGCAUAUUCGUCCUCCAGCGCGUCUACUCGUACUUCCGUGGAUCAGGAAAGGCGACGGAAGUGAAACGCCAGGGAGCUCGUGCGGUUGUCCAGGCUGCUGUGUAGUAUUCUGAUGCCACUCCUCUUCUCUAAAAACUGUCUCUCUGCAUGGCUUCCUCUGGUUAGAAAAGUGAGCUCAUGCCGCAGAUUCUAAGAUUUGCACUCUGUUGCAGACCUCCGUGUAGGAGAUUGUAAGGCUUUGGAUUAUCUGUCCUUUCGAGUUUCGAAGCCUUUGCUCGUAGUGAGUGCAUCUAAUAAGUGUGUCUCAAAAGCUGGCCCGUGAUACUCCAGUGGUGAGUUGUCGAUUAUUUCGAGGCCGGGCAUCAUGGUCGAGUGCAUACAAACGCAUAAAGCAUCAAGAGCGCCGAUUCUGGUUGCAAUUUACAACUUCAGGGUUUAACUAGCCAUGCACCAGCGUUAGUAACCAGC